AUGCCUGCUCUCACCAUCUCGACCGACAAAAAUACCCCUACGGCAACCGCAGCCGCGGCGACACCACAACCGCGCGCCGCCUCCCCGACCAACGGCCCGCCCAUGUCCCCCAUUACCCCGCCGUUGCGCGCCACGCAGCUCUCCGGCAACGUGGACGACGCCUCCUCGUCGUCGCGGCCGACGCUCGCGCACACGACGCAGCAGACACCCGUAACGCUGCCACUCGCUCCCGGACCCGAACCCAUAGACUUUGAUGCCAACCCCGACACGAUUGCGCUCAAGUCGGCCAUUGCUGUGUUGCAGCUACAGCGGCAGCGCGCAACCGCCGACAUUCAGGCCCUUAGCCGCGCCAAGGACGAAGCCGUCGGCGAUCCCGAAGCCUUUGUGCGCGACCUCGCCGCUGGCAAGGUGAAUAAUCCCCCCGCCGCCGCCGCCGCCGCCACGGGCUCUGACGAUGACGAGGAAGAAGACGCGUCCGUGCAGCAGCAACAGCAAAAGAGGCAUUGGAAUACGCUACCGAAACCGCAAGAGGUCGUGCGAUGCCCGCCCAUCAACUGGUCACAGUACGCAGUCGUGGGCGACUCGCUCGAUAAGCUGCACGCGGAACAGGUUGCGCGGCCGACGCAGGGCACCCCCGCCGCGUACAUACCCGGCCAUGCGGGCAUGUACGAGUUUAGAGGCGGCGACGGCCGUCAAGAGACCUACCAGGGUGCGGCGGUGCCGUAUAACCCCGUCAAGGACAGGGUUGACAGGAAAGCCACGAGCAAGGCGAGAAAGUAG
This is a messenger RNA of Beauveria bassiana ARSEF 2860, 780 nucleotides long. RefSeq lists its product as uncharacterized. The record is from RefSeq and is a predicted model, not a curated record. The transcript has a single exon. The coding region runs from base 1 to 780 and encodes 259 amino acids. Lineage: Eukaryota; Fungi; Ascomycota; Sordariomycetes; Hypocreales; Cordycipitaceae.